AUGGGCAUCUCAGCACCAGAUCCAGUCAUAGCAGCGGUCAGCGAGUCUCUUGCGCCCACUCGGUAUCCUUCGCCAGAACAGUCCGAGCCGUCUCAAUGGGCACUUGGAACAGACGCUCUUCUCACCAUUCCUCUCGACGAGUCGAUCCGUCUUCUUGAAGUCUUUGAGGAAGAGGUCGAGAUUGUUUACCCCUUUAUCGAUACACGAGAACUGAUAGAAAAGGCGAGUGCAAUACGCGCGUAUGUUGAGGACAGCACGGAUGUUACGGCAGCAACCACUGUCUUAUCGACAAGCGUGGACAUCAAGGACGUGAUCCUUGCAAAGGUUGCCAUGGCCAUUAGCAUGGUAGUUGAGUCACAUGGAAAGAACCAUACAAGUACCAAGCUUGUAGAGCCUGCCAAGCAAAUCAUUUAUCAGUUAUCGAUCGAUGCCGAGGCCGAUCUCAAAGUCAUUCAAAUCAUGGCUAUGAUAACGAGGAGCUCCUUGCGUGGAGGAAUAUUGGCAUUGCAGCGCGAGCUGCUUUGGAAAUGGGCCUGCAUCAGAAUUUGA
Messenger RNA from Colletotrichum spaethianum, 549 nucleotides. RefSeq lists its product as uncharacterized. Bases 1 to 549 code for a protein of 182 amino acids. The transcript is spliced from 2 exons. The record is from RefSeq and is a predicted model, not a curated record. Lineage: Eukaryota; Fungi; Ascomycota; Sordariomycetes; Glomerellales; Glomerellaceae.